UUAAGCGGGAGAUAAACUAUAAAUCAGAAUGGCCAGAAGUAAACAAACUGCUGGUAAAUCAACUGGUGGUAAGGCACCAAGGCAACAGCUUGCCACUAAGGCUGGAAGAAAAAGUGCACCAUCAACUGGAGGUGUAAAGAAACCACAUCGUUACAGGCCUGGUACAGUUGCUCUCAGAGAAAUUCCCCGUUACCAGAAAUCUACUGAGCUGCUUAUUAGGAAAUUGCCCUUCCAGAGACUUUCAAGAGAAAUUGCUCAGGACUUCAAGACACAUCUUCGCUUUCAAAGUGCAGCUAUUGGCGCUUUACAGGAAGCCAGUGAAGCCUACUUGGUAGGUCUUUUUGAAGACACCAACCUUUGUGCUAUUCAUGCCAAGCGUGUUACUACCAUACCUAAAUAUAUCCAGUUGGCCAGGCGAAUUCGAGGAGAGCGUGCCUAAUUUUCUUUUAAUGCACAUUCUUUAAGAAUAU
Molecule: messenger RNA, 470 nt
Organism: Physella acuta
Lineage: Eukaryota; Metazoa; Mollusca; Gastropoda; Physidae
Product: histone H3.3-like
Cellular component (GO): nucleosome
Molecular function (GO): protein heterodimerization activity; structural constituent of chromatin; DNA binding
Source: RefSeq, a predicted model, not a curated record